Molecule: messenger RNA, 4616 nt
Organism: Megalopta genalis
Lineage: Eukaryota; Metazoa; Arthropoda; Insecta; Hymenoptera; Halictidae
Product: 43 kDa receptor-associated protein of the synapse homolog
Biological process (GO): synaptic transmission, cholinergic; positive regulation of neuromuscular synaptic transmission
Cellular component (GO): neuromuscular junction; plasma membrane
Molecular function (GO): acetylcholine receptor binding; protein-membrane adaptor activity
Source: RefSeq, a predicted model, not a curated record
CGGGCGCGACAGUUCUACCCCAACCAUUGCCGGCUGACUUUCGCGAGUAACCCGGACCCGAGCGACCCUCCCGCGAGUUCCGUUCGAGGUCGACGCGUUACCCGAUUUCUGCGCGAUCGCUCGCGGGACGAUUCGCGGGACGAUUCGCAAGGGGGACCCCCGUCGGUAUGCGGUAGAGGACGCAUGUUGGAUCGCGUAGGAGAUCGCGUCGCCGAUGCGGACGAGCGCGGACCGUUCGCGGACCAACGAGAGGCCGGAAGCCCGGAGAUAACGGGACGAGUAGCAGGAUCCGUCAACGUUGGACUCGUCGUCCUUACGGCAUGCGGAGACGUCCCGCCGCGGAGCGGAUCGUUCCUUGGUUCUCCGCGUGCGCGACAACGACCGUCUCGCGUUUAAACACCGAACGUCCUCGAGCCUGCGAUCCGAGAUGGGCGCCAGAUUCGAACACUGAGUCCUCCUCCCAGUGCCAAACCCAGGAAUCGCUUCCGUUCCGAGACCAGUCGACGUGGUUCGUCUAGAAUCGGCGACGUGCUUAGAGGACGAGCGUUGUUUCGAUGCUCCCCACGCUGUUCGCUUCGACUUCGGCUUUGAACGUGACCAUCCUCGCGAUCCUCGAUCUCGCGGCGAACCGUUCGACAAUAUUAUCGCGCGAUCUGCUGACCUUGAGCGCGAUUGCCAGCGGAAAACGCCGUGAUGGGACGGGAGGACCGAUAACGGAGGCGGGUAUCGAUCGUUUGCCGCGUCGAAACGCACUCGCGUCGUCGAUCGCGAUCGAGAAAACGGCGCGAGCUGCUACGAUGCAACGGACGAGUUAACGACGCCUCGGGUUUUGCCGUUCCGGCCUCGCGAUCCCUCUGGUCGCUACCAUUGUGUUCGAUGCUAAAUAAUCCUCACACAGCUCUACCUAUAUAUAUAUAGAUAAAUAUAUAUAAAUAAAUAAAUAUAUAUAUAUAUAUGUAUAUAUAUACAGACGUGUAUACAUACAUAUGUUAUCGAAUAUAUGAAUAUUUACGUGCACUCGUUCCGAGUGUUUUCCAAAGGAUCGAUUCUAAUCGCGUUACGCGUUCGAAGAUAAUCAAAUUUAGAAAGAAAUAAAGCGCCGGUCGCUAGAAAAGCCGUAGAUUAAGCAAAAAGGAAACUCGAGAGCCACGAUCUUCGUUAAUUACCGGUCGAACGGACGUCGGCAGGCGUCGCGAACCAAAGAAAAAAAAAGACAAAAAAACAGACUGCCCGAGAAAACCGUGAAUUUAUCUCUCUGUCCUCGAACAAACAUUCUCUCGCCCAAGUUUCAUACUAAUAUUCCUGUUACCGUCGCACCGUUCAAACACCCGUAUAUACCCGUCCCCGUUGCUCCGACUCGUUCCUUCAACGGUAAUAUCGAACGUUGCAACCUCGACGAUUCUUUCGAAAGUACACGUAUAGGUGUUGUUUCUCUCGAUGCUCAAUUACACGCAAGUACAAAGAUCCGCGAGAGCAAAGUCUAUUUUCUCCUAAUCGCGCGAAUCCGUUAUACAACUCCGUCAAAUUCCGACUAAACUCUGUCCAUACUCGACUCGUUUCAACCGACCGUGGUCCGCGGGCGAAACACGCGCGAAGGGGAGCUACCUCAACCUCGCACACGUACUUUAAUUAACGCAUCAUCGUUCGUGCCCGGGAACCCGCGUAACCGUGUGAUUGAUACACCAUCCGUUAACGAAACCGUACGCGGAGCGAUGCAACGUCUCGCAGGCAUCGUUAAAACAAUAAUGUCGCCGACGGUCAAAAGCAUCUGGAGAAGAACGGACAAUCGAUAUGCGAGCGAAGAUCUCGAAGCAAGUAUUUCGAGGGAAAAGUAACGAAGAAAGGCACGCGCAGUCAUGUCAUGGGAAUCCAUUUCCUCGAGAGACUACCUUGGCGGUCCGGCUAGUCAUCAGUUGUCAGCGACCGCGCUGCUGGGUAGUCCGGACGGGUCGCGACAUCCUCUCGACGUGUGCGAGUUCACCGAGGAGGACUACCACCAUCAGAACUCGAACGGGAACGGGCACUAUCAGAACGGUCGAUCCGGAGCUGGUUUCUGGGAAUGUCUGGUAGGCUGUAGACAACGACUGGACCAACACUUUGCUCGGAGGCGGGUGGAGCAAGGCUUGAAGCUGUACCGCGCCCACAAACAACAGGCCGCCGUGCGGAAAUGGUGGGGCGCGCUGAAGAAUAUCAGACAACGCGAGGACAAGUUCGCGCUCCUCGGUUAUUUAUACCAAGCCUACAUGGACUGGGGAAAGUAUAGGGACAGCAUCGAUUUCGGUCACAAGCAAUUAUGCAUCUCGGAGGAGCUCGAUUCACCCAAUAUGCGGGCCGAGGCGUACUUAAACCUGGCAAGGGCUCACGAACGGUUGGGCGCGUUGGACAGGGCGUUGGACUAUGCGAGACACAGUUUAUACAACGAAUGCGACCAAUGCGCGACAGCCGGACUGGUCCACCUGACUGUAGGCAGAGUGCAUUUGGAGCUAGCGGGAUUUUGCAAGGCUCUGGAAGCCUUUCAGAGGGCCCACAAGAUCGCUCACUCCAUUCAGGAUCCGUCGCUGGAGUUACAAGUGUACGUCGGCCUGUCGGAGCUCUUCUGCAGACUACACGACGCCGAUAAAAGCGCGAGAUACGCUGCUAGGGCGUACGAUCUCUCGAGAAGCUUGCAGCUCGGUGAUCUAAACUCGCGGCACCACAGAGCAGCCCUGCUGCAAAUGGCCGCUGCGCUUCGGAAGAAAGGAGAACUCGGCGAUGCGCAUGACUAUUGUUCGGAAGCAACGCGUCUGUCGCUCGUAUCCGGAGAUCAAGCCAGUUACGCGAGGAGUAUACGAAUCAUGGGAGACAUUUAUAGAAAGAAAGCCGACAUAAACAAAGCGUUUCGGCAAUACGAGAGUGCGAUGGGGUCCGCGGCAGCAACCGGCGACCGCCUCUGUCAAAUGGAGGCGAUGGACGGUGCGGCGAGGUGCCUCGAGGCUCUUCGAUUGCAGCACAAGAUAUGUAACUGUCGUCCGCUUGAGUUCAAUACAAGACUGCUCGAAGUCGCUGGAUCGGUCGGUGCUAAGUUCCUGGUGCGAACCGUAAGGUCAAGAUUGUCACGGAUUUACGGGUCCCUUGGCGACGAGGAACACAAGGCUCAUCAUGAGAGAUUAGCAGCUGCGAUGGAAGAAGAUUUGGAGUUACGAUGCGGCGGCUGCAACGAGCCGUUCGGUCUUGAACCGGACUCCUUGGAGGCGCUACCGUGCUCCCACAUAUUGCACGCCAGGUGCGCCUAUGAGAUAUUGAAGCGGCGCGAUAAGAAAAAGAAGCGUCUGUGCCCCGACUGUCACAAGUCGGUUAGUUCACGAUUGUACCUGCAUUGCGAGGAUCCUCACGGCAUGAAUACUUUGAAUCACAGUUCCUUGAGUCUGGCGCCGUUGAGAGCAAGCAGUCUGGCUACACUGGACGAUUGUCACGCCACGAGUAGCGUCUAAGCUACUCACCUGCUGAUAGUUUCACCUGCUCUCUGCGUACACGCGCCUCCUCCAUGCGCUGUUAUUCGUUCGAGCGAGCUCGUUCAAUCUUCGGCGCGUCCCGAGAAACUUGCGAGAAACUUCCUGUUUUUUCCGAGGCAAAAACGCUUUAUAGGUCAGUACAGGGGCCUGUUCCAUUAAGAAAAUUAUGCAUAAGAUUAAAUUACUUUCGAACAGUUCACUUGGCGUCAGUCAUUUGCGCUUUUGCUACUUAUUGUUUUUGGUCACCCUAUAAUAGAAGUCUCUUGUUUGAACGGAAUCGAUACUCAAAAUAUUUGUUGCAAGCCAUGAUCUUAUGCAUAAAGUGCUCUAUAUAUAAGUUGACGCUUCUUAGUAAGUUUAAUCUCACCUUUACACUUGAACAAGUGCAGGAUUCGUUAUCCGAUUCGAACAAUUGAAAUUUCCUUGCAAGAGAAUCCAUUAUCAUCAAAGUUCGAUAAUCGAAGGGCGAGUGUCAGAGAUCGAAAGUUGAACGAACUCGCAUGGUCGCAUCAUGGCCGACGCGACGCGACGCGAGACGAUACGAUACGAUACGAAACGGAACGAUACAGUACGAGAACGCGGCGACCGCAUUUACAUGACCUCGCUUCAACGAGUUGAAAUUCCCGCGAUUCGCCGCUAAUUAAAAGCCACUAGAUUCUUAAAUCUUAAAUAUCGUUUAUCGAUAACAUUACCGAUGAAUUAGGAAACCAAAGUUGAAAGAAACCUAGCACGAUUGGAAAAGACUUAAUGGCAAUAAAAAUGCACGUUCACAUUGUUCGUCGUUCUCGAUGAUUAUUUCCCUUAAAUAUCCCCCCGUCGUUCUAUGAUACCCUUGCGAAACCUUGGGUAAUCAAACAGGGAUAAACUAUACACGUGCUUAUGUUUAUACCGCUAGAGAGAUGUACAUAUUAUACAUACAUAGAUUAUUUUAUAUGUAUACGUUUCCGUUUAUACGUAGACUGAAAACGACGAACGCAGUUCUGGCCGACCUAGAAGAUCUCAUUGGCAAUCUACUGCGAGGACUGCGUUCGUACAUUUCUGCGGACACACAAAGAUAAUGCGUAUAUACUUCGAUAAUGUUGAUUUGUAUCAGUUAUCUACAAUAAUAUUUUUGUUUUUCGGUCA